CUCUUCCUUCUUUCCUUCCUCCUUUCUUUUUCUUCUGUUUGUCUGUCUCUGGGUCUCUGUCUUUAUCUCUCUGCUUUUGACUGUCUCUUUUUGUGUAUUCCUCUCUUUGUAUUCCUCUCUUUUUCUUUCUCCAUUUCUCUCUGUCUCUGUUUAAAAAAAAAAAAAAAAAGCUUACCAGGUUAUGGGAUCAAACUUUUUUUCAUUUAUUCUUAAUUGGAAAUAAGUGAAACAGGUAUUCUUUGGGAUUGUGUAACCAUAUCUGGUGACAGGAAUCUACCUUAAAGAGAUUUCAGAGGUCAGCUUGUUACAGAGUUCAAUCACCUCUAAGUUGUACAAGGGAAACUUUAGAAGUGGGUGUGUUACUGUUAAGAGAGUUACCCUUGUGGGUUGGGGCUUUAAAAGACUGUAGUCAUCACUCUCAGUUAAAAGGUACACCUCCCUCCCUCAGGGACUGCUCAGCAUAUGUGGUUGGAGGGUGAUCAGUGGAAAGUGAAGAAAGAAGAAUUAUGCUGCUUCAAAGAAUCAGUUGUUUGUCCUAGAAUCAGGGCAUUCUAGUUUCCCGGUCCAGAAAACCAGCUGCCUCAUCCUCUGACAUUUAGAUGAAGAGUAAAAAACUUCAAGAACCAACUUGCAAAGCAAUCUUCUCUCUCUAGCAGCCUCCAAGUCUUCUAGGCAAACCUUCCAGGCUUUAGUCUCAGCCCUGAGUGAUUCACUGGGCAACAGGAAGGCCAGAGGCAUUGUAAGGGAAUCCACAUCAGAAACAUAGCAACAUGGAUGGUAGUGAUGGGCAUGUUGGGGCCCUGCCGGGGUCAGAGUGGUCAGAAGAAGAGCUGGAGGAACUUCUGUGGCUUUACCGGACGGAUGACUCUACACCAUGGAAUAUUGCUGUCCUCGUCCUCUCAUGUGCAGUAUUAGUCCUGAAUGUCUUCCUUCUAGGGAGAAGUAUCAUGGCAAACAGAAAACGGAAAAUGAAUUCCCAGGAAAAACAAGAAAUGAAAAUCAAAUCCUCUUCUGAGACUACAAACAAUAAGGAGGACCCUUCGUCAUCGAAGGAUGAUAAUGGCUUGAAUGUUUUAAAGGAAACAUUGCUCUCUCAAAACCAAAACGCAGAACAGACAACAGUUGAGUGGAAAGAAAAAGCCCAUGUCGACAUUGCUCCAGAGUCAUCAGAAUCUGGAGUCUAGUGAGAUUACGGGGAGCUGAAAAAUGAAAACCAGGGAAGUAUUUUCAACACCAGGUGCCUGCUUGGUGGGUUAAAUUAAAACCACCAAAGUUCUGCCAAACACAUCAUAGUAACCAAAGACAUAAACAGUAACUGUGGGCCAAAUGUUUUGUACUUAAGGAAAACUAAAGGACAAAUCACCAUUUAAAAUGCUAUUAUUUUUCUCUAAGAAUUCUUUAUUAAAAUGUUUCCAGAAGUGUUCAACAAAA
Antechinus flavipes (yellow-footed antechinus) is the source of this 1431-nucleotide messenger RNA. RefSeq names its product solute carrier family 51 subunit beta (gene SLC51B). The record is from RefSeq and is a predicted model, not a curated record. The transcript is spliced from 4 exons. Gene Ontology annotation, cellular component: plasma membrane. The coding region runs from base 771 to 1184 and encodes 137 amino acids. Gene Ontology annotation, molecular function: protein heterodimerization activity; transmembrane transporter activity. Gene Ontology annotation, biological process: bile acid and bile salt transport. NCBI's taxonomy places the organism in Eukaryota, Metazoa, Chordata, Mammalia, Dasyuromorphia, Dasyuridae.